UUCAUCGGCCGCGCUGGACUCGAGUGAUUACUCUCCGCCUGAUGCGAUCAGCAUCAGUCUGUCGGUGACCAGCGCAUAGACAGGAGGCAGUGCUCUCUGUGAGAAACUUUGUGGCGAACCUUGUUGUGAGCGGACCGCUGCCUAGCGUGGUCCUGGAGACGGUGAGCGUGUUCAGUGAGAGGCCGGAGUGAUGGAGAUCCGGGUGGAGUGUGUGGCCAGGAUGGAGGACAGUGACUCGCCCGCGUCUCCCCGGGAGGAGCGGCCGCCCAGCCCAUGUGACAGUGAGAUCAGUGUCGGGUGUGAGGGCGAGGCGCGUCAGGACCAGCCCUCGCCCAUGGACAUGACCACCCACGCCGACACUUCCACGGAGGACGAGGAGACAGAGCCACAGUCGCCCUCCACGUCGCGAGGGGCGCCGUCCCCGACACUAUCCUCAGGCUCCCUACAGACAGAGUCAUUUACCUACCUCUCAGACGAUGAUUAUUUUAGACCACUGAAGAGAUUAGCCAUGUCGAGCACGUCACCGCCACCUCUCCAGCAGCAGCAGGAGCCCCUCUCCCCACAGCAGGACCCAGAACCCAAGCCCUCCCCGCCCUCACCUGACCCACAGUUGGAAGAGCCACAAGAGCCAGCGCCACUGUUGGGCAGAGGGGAGAUGGCAGGAAUGGACCAGAAGCAAGCUGCGGGUCUGAGGUCCUUCUCCAUCCUCGACAUCCUCUCCUACAAACCCUCCCGGCGGAAGUCCUCGGUACCUGUGAAGAUCGUGCGGCCCUGGGACACGCGGGAGGAGGGGGCCACCGACCCCCCCGCUAAGUCUGCCGGCCAGAGCGACAAGAAGAGCGGCAGCAACGACAAAGGGAGUGCUCUUGACGCCCUCUUCAAGAUGACCAACAAGACACUCGACAACCUCAAUAAAGACGAAAAGACUGAUGCCGUCAACCUCUUCAACAGUCGACAGCCGCCCAAGAAGAAGCGGAAGAGCAGGACGGCCUUCACCAACCACCAGAUCUUCGAGUUAGAGAAGCGCUUCCUCUACCAGAAGUACCUCUCCCCCGCCGACAGAGACGAACUUGCACAGACGUUAGGCCUCAGUAACGCGCAGGUGAUUACGUGGUUCCAGAACCGACGAGCGAAGCUGAAGCGGGACAUGGAGGAGCUGAAGAGGGACGUGGAAUGCACCAAGGUGAUCGCUACCAAUAAAACGCUGCUGGAGGCCUCCGUCAACGUGGCAGCGCUCCUGAAGGUGAAGGAACUGCCCAGGAUACCCAUGACCUCGCUCUCCCAGCACUAGUGUCACGCCUUCACCUGCUUAUGGCCCUUACACAGGUGAAGGAAUGUUGGCAGCAACGCCUGCCUGCCUGCCUCUUACGACACGCUGAGAUGAAAAGUUGAUACGAUCAUCUGCAUGUCGUGUCCUGUCCGAGGAAUGUCAGAUGAGAGGCUGCAGAGGAAGUUUGCCUCUCAUUUCCUGUCCGAGGAAGAUCAGAUAGGAGGUUGAUAGAGGCGUCUGCCUGUAGUGUCUUAUUUUAAGACACUGUAAGGGAGGUCUGAGAUAUUAAUAUUCAGACCAUAUGAUAUUGAAGGGACGAUUGCUUACCAAGUCCCUUCCUUAAAAACGAAUAUGAGAAACUUUGUGAGGGUAGCACUCAUUAUCUCCCGUCCAGUGACAGUGAGGUCUCGAGACCAGUGAACAGUGAGGGGGGAUAAAGGAAGUGUAACGAUCAUCAGUGUGAAUUUCGUCCCUGUUUAUAAAGUUUUCAAAGUGGCUCAAAUGCCCGCUUAAAUUAUAGUACUUAUUCUCUUAUCACCCCUGACCCAUCAUUCUCAUUUUCAAAAAAACUUUGAUCAUCUGAUGAUCAUCAUCAUAACUACUAUCAUCAGUCAAGAACUCAUCGUCACUAUCAACAUCACCAUCAUCACCAUCAUCAGCGCCCAACACCAGGGACAGCAGCUGCUCCACCGUGUGUUUCCUCCAGGCACAAAAAACAUGACGCCGAGAGCAGUAAAUAGUGUGGAACAAUGACAGUGAAGCAGCAGCUUGAAAAUACUCAGUAGUGAAGGUGUAUUUAUCUCCUCUCAGUUGUGCUCUGUUACAUAAGAGACUCAGUCGGAGGAGGAGUUAAAUCAGCGUAAUAAUCGUCUUCACAGUUAUUGUUAUUAACAUAAGCUUCAGAUGACGAGAAAAAAAACACGGGAAAAAUCACAGCACCGCUAACAGUAAAACCGCUAAGAUAAUGAAGGACUAAUAGUUGUUAUUGGAUGUAGACGAUACAAGAUGGCGACGGAGACUGUAAACAUUGACGUGAUUUAUCAUUGCAUUAUAAUCGCUUAAAAUGGUUCUAUGAUUUUGGUUGCAGUAUAACUUUGCCUUGUAAUGAUUCAACUGUUCUAUAGUCCAGAAAUUCCUUUGUAAUAAAAUUAAUAACUUUUUCUGAUAAAUUUUGGUAUGUUGUCCACAGUGAAUCAUUCAUAUUUUCUUUAGUAGUUGUAAACAACGUAAAUCUUCGAUAGACAUAACUUCAGCUCAGUGUAUUAAACUCUUAUGUAAAUCGACAACUGUGACAACAUAGACGAUAUCGUAAGCCGGCUUAUAUAACCAGUAUUGUUUCUUACUUAACUAACGUUAAAACCAAACACAGUGCAACAUGAUCCUAACAAGUAGUAAUGAUCACCAAAAAUGUUACUUUCAAAUUUUUUAGAACAAAUAAACAUUUAUGUUUAAUGUCUUUAAGAAAUAAGAGAAAUAAAAUAAAAAGAAAACUCGAACUAUAGGUGAUUUUAACAGUGAAAUGGAAAAUAUUUGUAGAGAAGAAGAAAAAGAAAACAAUGACGGAGAUAUCUUCUGCCGGCACUUGGUGAGAGACAGGACAAGCAAUAGGCAGACUCAAUACAAAUUCUAAUGCCAACAUAAUUUAGUCUGACGAAAUCCACGGGCAGCAGUCCUCUCGCAGGUUAGAAAUCUAGGGAGCAGCUGCCACCAGUCAUCCUUCUUUGGGCAGCUCUUCAAGGCAUCAUUCACGGUGUUCCUGCGUCGGUACUUUCGACUCAGUAGUAUUUCCUCUGCGGGAGUGUUCCGUUUGUGCAACACAUUACUUUUGUAUCAGUAUUCUUUCUGCAGCGAAACUUCUCCUGCCGCAGUGCUCCUUCUGCUUUAGUAGUGCCGCUCCCUGCAGUGGUAUCACCUUCUGCAGCUGUACUUAUUGCGCAACAGAACAUCUUCUACAGUAUCGUAUCAUAUCAUCUUCAUCAGUACCACUUCUGCAAUAGUACAGUAUUUCUCAGCGGGAGUACUCUCGUGUAGCAGUACCUCACCCCAUCAUCACAGUAACUCUGCAGGAGACUCCCCCCCUCCCUUCUCCCCCCCAAACAUAUGUUUAUAAUUCAUCCUGUUCUGUACAUAGUGACCUACCAGGAGUCCGGUGUUUAUAUUCGUGCAGUGAUAUCUCUGUGUAACUUUAUAUAAUGACUGUGUAAUAUACAUUAUACAUAUAUAUACAUUAGUUUAGACUUCUGAAUAUUGAAAAACAGGAAAAAAUGUUAUUUAAUGGAUUGUGUCCCAGUCGUUAGAUUAUUAAAGAAAGCUCGAACGCUUCAGUUACAGUGAUUGUUAUUGUCUCUGUGAGGCAGGCUAUUGGUUUCGUUCUUUGUGACGUCACACUGUAUCUGAACGCUGAUUGGCUACUGAAGUAUUAUUUCAGGGAAUAUGCAAACAUUUCAGGCAAAAAUAAUUCAUGAAAAUGAUGUAAUGGAAUUUAUAAAAUAGAUAUACAAAAAUUAAUGAACUCGUUUUGAAAUACAGUCACUUACCAUGACCACUCGUGUGUUUGAGUGACUAAAGGAGUAAGUUAUUCUUUAUAUCAUAAUUAUGUCAGUCUUUCAGGCCUCAGAUGCCGUGCUGUUCAAUACAUCAUUUAUACAAGAUUAUUAAACCUACUUAAAUCGCAUGGUAUAGCCUAUAAAUCUCUGUUAUAGGCGGCCAUGUAUGGAUCUCAGAUUUUUCUUAAAGUGUUUUAAGUGUUGGCUUUAAUGUACAAAUUGUAAAGGUGUUUUUUAAAGCACAAAUUGUUGUAAAUAUUGUAUGUUAUGUGAAUAUGUGUAAUUUAAUGUAGAAAAUAAAAUCUCUA
Messenger RNA from Homarus americanus (American lobster), 4124 nucleotides. RefSeq names its product homeobox protein Nkx-3.1-like. The coding region runs from base 191 to 1291 and encodes 366 amino acids. The transcript is spliced from 3 exons. The record is from RefSeq and is a predicted model, not a curated record. NCBI's taxonomy places the organism in Eukaryota, Metazoa, Arthropoda, Malacostraca, Decapoda, Nephropidae. Gene Ontology annotation, molecular function: DNA binding; DNA-binding transcription factor activity, RNA polymerase II-specific. Gene Ontology annotation, biological process: regulation of DNA-templated transcription.